AUGUUGAAAGAACCAGACUGGUCUUUUCUGGAUCCUGACAGAAAAAUGUUCUUGCAGAAUUUUCCUGACCAAGACGUACUGGGCCAGGCUUUUGAAGAUGCACUAGAAGUACUGCAGCAGCACUCUGACAGAGAAAUGCAGUAUUCACCAGGUUACAAAAAUUGCCUGACUGUGAUCAACCAUCACCACCACCUCCGAGCAAGUCCCAGCUACUCUGCAGCACCAUCUUCAGAGGACCAAGGAUAUAGCUGGAGAAACGUGAUUACCAGUGCAGCGGAUUUUUAUGCAGAUGAGACUGUCUACUAUACACUGCAGAAUACUCCAGAAAGCCAAGUGACACAUGCUGCUGUUGGCCAGCCAAAAGCAGGGAAAG
Molecule: messenger RNA, 373 nt
Organism: Pterocles gutturalis (yellow-throated sandgrouse)
Lineage: Eukaryota; Metazoa; Chordata; Aves; Pterocliformes; Pteroclidae
Gene: SPIC
Product: Spi-C transcription factor (Spi-1/PU.1 related)
Exons: 3
Source: RefSeq, a predicted model, not a curated record